This is a messenger RNA of Leptinotarsa decemlineata (Colorado potato beetle), 436 nucleotides long. RefSeq names its product organic cation transporter protein-like. NCBI's taxonomy places the organism in Eukaryota, Metazoa, Arthropoda, Insecta, Coleoptera, Chrysomelidae. Gene Ontology annotation, cellular component: membrane. Gene Ontology annotation, molecular function: transmembrane transporter activity. The record is from RefSeq and is a predicted model, not a curated record. Gene Ontology annotation, biological process: transmembrane transport.
UUCAUUCACAAUGCGGCGUUGUAGUGUAGAUUUGGAUGAUGUACUAGAAGAAUUGGGAGAACUAGGAACUUUUCAAAUUUUAACAUAUGUUCUAAUAUCUCUACCAGUACUGUUUUGUGCAGCCGGUGGUAUGAGUUAUGUCUUCACAGCUGGAGUUCCGGAAUAUAGGUGUUUCAUACCAGAAUGUGAGGAUCAACUGGAUACAUCCUACAACGUGUCAUGGAUGAAAUGGGCUAUUCCUAAUAAGAUUUCUGAAGACCAAGUUAUCGGAGUAAAAACUGAUUCCUGUUCAAGAUAUGUUCAUGAAAAUGAUUCUUCUGAAUUCCACAGCACUGUUUGCACAGAAAAAUCUUUUACGAAUACCACUGUGGCAUGCUCGGAAUUGAUUUUCGACGAGAACGAGAGGACAAUCGUUAAUUCUGCCAACAUGAAUUAG